Molecule: messenger RNA, 991 nt
Organism: Rhineura floridana
Lineage: Eukaryota; Metazoa; Chordata; Lepidosauria; Squamata; Rhineuridae
Exons: 3
Coding region: 131-991 (286 amino acids)
Source: RefSeq, a predicted model, not a curated record
UAAUCUCUAAUCUCUAACCAUUACUAUUUUGCAGGCUUUGGAAAGCACCACCCUUCAAACAAACCUUCCCAUGCCCUGUUGGGACUAAGGUGAGGCUGUCGACGUGCUGAAUCGAUGUCUGGCUACGACAAUGGACCGGAUGAGAGCUAACAAACUGAGGCUUAAUCCAGACAAGACUGAGAUGCUGCUGGUGGGUGGUUCUCCUGACCAGAUGGUGGAUGUUCGACCUGUUCUGGAUGGGGUUGCACUCCCCCUGAAUGCUCAGAUUCGUAGCUUGGGUGUUCUUUUAGAUCCAUCCCUGUCGCUAGAGGCUCAAAUAGCCUCGGUGGCACAGGGUGCUUUUUACCAACUUCGGCUGGUGGCCCAGCUACAUCCCUAUCUGGACAGAGAGAACCUCGCUUCAGUAGUUCAUGUGCUGGUAACCUCGAAAUUAGAUUACUGCAAUGCGCUCUACGUGGGGCUGCCUUUGAAGACGGUUCAGAAACUGCAGCUUGUGCAGAAUGCAGCAGCCAGAUUGUUAACAGGGACCAGACGGUCCGACCAUAUAACACCGAUUCUGGCCCGCUUGCAUUGGCUGCCUAUAUGUUUCUGGGCCCGGUUCAAAGUGCUGGUUUUAACCUACAAAGCCUUACACGGCACAGGACCACAAUACCUGUUGGAACGCCUCCCCCGAUAUGAAACCUCCUGUACACUACGCUCAACAUCGAAGACCCUCCUCCGAGUGCCUACUCAUAGGGAAGCUCGGAGGGCGGCAACACGAAAAAGGGCUUUUUCAGUGGCGGCCCCCGAAUUGUGGAACACCCUCCCAGAGGAGAUACCCUGGCGCCAACGUUACUAUCUUUUCGGCGCCAGGUUAAAACUUUCCUCUUCGCCCAGGCAUUUUAAUUAUUUUAACCAUGUUGUAUAUAUUGGAAGAACAAAGUGCUUCAGAGGUUUGGGAUAUGCUGGUCUAACUGGAUUAUAUUUGCUCAUUGCAAAGAAAACAGUUUAG